AUGCGAGCGAUAGACCUCAAAAACCAAGGCACGGUACCUACUGUUAGGUAUUUCAUUAGAGAUUUUACCAUGAAUGUAAAUUUCUGCCUUCAUGUGUUUGAGUUUUCUUUAUGGCACUAUUUGGUUAGACCGUUAUAUGGCAUGGAACAAUUGCUAUUUUGUAAAUUGAGUUACGAAACCCAUGGACAUAUCCGCAUGUAGUGGACUUUAAUGGUACGAGACAUAUGCAUGUGCUUUUCAGCUUUCAGAAGCAUUCUGUAUAAUUUCACCAUAGGGUAUCUGGGUUACAAUGCAAGAAGUUUGAAAAACAUCCUUACGUAUACUUUAUUUUCCACUGUGUUCGCAGCGAUACCCACCAGGUCUGUUCAGAUGCAGAAAAAACUCGAGAUACCUCUUUAAUCAAAUGAUUAUCUGACUCUAGUAAUUGCGCUUUGGAAUUAAAUUCAGUGCACGUUUGAUGUACGCAAGUUUUCCAAAUAAAAUGAAAAAAUGAGUCAUCUUUAUUUGAGCCAUAAAUAGCUGAUUAUACGAAAAAGUGAAUGGUUGAGCCCAGUUACACCGAUAUGAAUGUUAACCACAGUGAAACCGAAUACUCAUGAAACUGACGGUUGUAUUGUUCAAAAUAUGCACAAAAAGAAUACAAGAUUGAGGUUUUGGAGUUUCUCAGAUAUUAAUUUGCAAAGUUGGGGUGUAUUCUUAGGUGAACGUUGCCCAAGAAUUCAUCUGAAAGCUGAUAUAGCUACUCAGCUGAAAUCCCCCAGCCUCGGUGGGAUGACCGCGCAUUAUGCAGCAAGAGACAACAAGUAAACGGAAGCAUACACAUGGUUUAUGAUGUCUACCAUUACGACAACAGAGGUGCUAGCCUAAAUCCCAGGCACCUGUUUUGCUGGCAUUUGCCCACUGCAGUGACGAAUCAUCAGUGGGGCGCCUUCGCUCCGCAUUUAGCAAUAAAAAUGGAAUAAAAAUGAAAGACCGGUUAGAGCCUGAAGAGCAAUCUGGAGUGGGGUAUAUCAUUCCGUGUCAAAAUUAUCCUUGUAACUACACAGGCCAGACUGGACGCAUGCUUGGAUCACGCAUACACGAACAUAUGCUGACUGUGCGACUAGGCGAUGCAUUAUAACAAGUGACCGCCCACAUCUACGAAAUGUGUCACGAGUUAAACUUCCCAGCCACCAAAAUAGUCGCCCAUGCCGGAAACAAAGAAACCGAGAAUUGAUUGAAGCCCGGGCCACGGAUGAUAACUCGGUCAAUCGAUUUAUCGAUCUGGCGCCGGCGUAUAGAGUCCUUCUUGGUCACCUCCAGUCUUGUGCCGUCGGUCAGUGAUUGGCCUAUAUGCCCUUUUAACUGUCGCUCGUUCUGUUGCUGCUACUACACGAGUCUGAAAGGUAAGAGAGUAAACGAAGUGUUCCGGUGCUCGGCCCUUUUUCCUCACUUAUUAAAUAAUGUAUAGAGUAUACAUACAUAUUUGUAGAAUGGUAUUACCGACAAAGAAAAGGGCACUGGAAUGGCCAUUUCUGGCUUAUUAGCCGUCGUCAGUCAGUUAUACCCAACCCCAAAGUGUGGAACCCCCGAGGCUAGAACUCGCGACCUGUUAGUUAGGCGUCUACGACUCUAACCACUGGGCCACGAGCCCGCUCCCCUUUCGGUUUCGAUCGGAAAUACACAAUGGUGGAGGGGCGCCCACCGAUCGUUUCUACGGAAAUCACUCGUCCCGUUUUGUCUUACGGAAUCUCCCUCGAGCCCCACUAGCAGUUGUACAGCGGUGCAUGACAAGAUAACCGACAAGACAACAAGCCCGCGGCUCAGUAAUUAGACGUUUUGGACUUCUAUCUAACAGGUCGUAAGUUCGGACUCCAAGUGUUCCACACUUCGGGGUUUGGUUAUGGCUGGCUGACGAUGACUAAUAAGCCGGAAAUGGUCAUUCCAGGCUCCCUUGUCUUUGUCGGUAAUAGCGUUCCACUUAUAUCAUGCGCCGCUGUGCGGUUGCUGAUUAGGCUCGAGAGAGAGAGCCCGUAAGACACAACGAAACGAGUUAGUUCCGAAGAAACGAUCGGUAAGCGCCCCUCUACCGUUAUAUCUAUAUGAAAUAGCCCAUAUACAUUUUAUAGUACUCGUAGUACUAAGUGUUUGUACAAUGAACAUUACGUGGUUCUUCCAUAGUAGUUGACAGUCUCGACUCAAGUGUUCACUUGGAUUUCGGGUCUGACUGUAAUAAAGUCAUGCUUCCGAGACUUAUCUUCAUAUCCUGCAAUGAAUAAUUUCCGAAAUUAUUCGCUUGAUAUACAUUUAAGCACAUAGUAUGCAUAUAGGGCUCUAACUUAAAGAAACGUUUUUAGACGAAUUUGCCAAUGCUAUAAACUGUUCAUCUCCGGAGGAGACUGCUGAUCUGAAGUAGACUGUUUAACCUCUUAAUGGGCAUAAAAAGUCUUAUCCAGUUUUGGCAUAAUUUACCAGGGGUUUAGCAAUAGCUUCCAAAAAGACAACGAAUUGGACGAAGGUUGCCCGGUACACUUUGUUUGAUGUAAUUAGAGCCUGAGACUUGAGCACUCAUCAGAACUUGAUGCACAGUUAACAACGUUGAAUACAACAUCAGUCAUGAGUCUUUUUGUUUCCUUAGAUAAGUUUUUCCGCAUACUUGCGAAGAGGUUUGCGACAAACCCCCCUACAGUUUUAAUAGUCCUCCUUAAUCUAAUCUGCCAAAAAUCAAACUGCCUUCCUCACUUUCACACUAAGAACGUGCUUAGGAUCUACUUGCCAGCUAUAACCAUGCAUUUAGGAUAACCGUUGAAAUUUGAUAUUGAUGAUACGGUUUAUAGUUAGGUCUUGCGCCUUUGGCAACACUGGUGUUUUAACGUUACUGCGCUAUAUUACUACUGACGUGAUGAUACAGUAGAGAUGUUUUUGACCUCUACAACAUAGUCUCAAAGAACAUGGUAUGCCUUUUUAUUCUGCGACGCAGGUGCAAACGCUUCCUGCACUUUUCUUUACUUCUUUUACGAAGACUGGUGUUGCACUUUUGAAAAGUAGCAUACAUUAAUAAGGUCUUCAUAUUUUACAAAAUGGAACAAUGUAUCUUACUGUCUUUUUUAUUAGAAUAGACUGAAAACAACCAUAUAAGAAUGGCAGUUUGAGGAGUGUUGGAACAGCGACAUCGCAGGCUCAAAAGUUGCAACAUUUCGCUGUAGAUAUCACAAACGUCGAUCCAAAUGAAUUAAAUUUCAUUUCAAACCCGCCCAGGCAGUAACUUUUAGCUGUUGGCAUAUGCUCAUAUUUGCCGUUUUCGCCGUAAUACGUGAAUCAGUCUGUUGCGGACGAGAUGCAAGCAUACCGGUUUUCAUUCAGCUGUACACCCAAAUCGCCGAAAACGUCAGCAUGGAACCAUUAACUGUGUACUCACACAAACCUAUUGUUGACACGCCCAUUACUUUCGACUAUUAAAUCUGUGCAUGCGCCCGUCGUUGACAAUGGUUUACGCCGCAUGUGCAACUGGUUAUCAAGGGCUCAUGUGCGUCGUCUAGUAAAUGCGACAAACCUCAAUGAAAACAGCCCAACUAGGAAAAAGGAACUUAACUUCUAUAAUCACAUUACUUUACCUUUUCCAUCAUUUAACAAGUUUGUGACAGUACGGUGGACAGAAGGCUUCCACCGAAUUUCUGUCUAUAAAUUACCGUUUUAGAUAUCUGGACGCUGAGAACUGUGUCGAAAACACUAUGCUGCAGUAAGCAGCGCCCGUUCUGGUCUAAACAUAACUGCCAUCAGAAAAACCCAUGAACGUCAGACGUCGCGAGCAGACAUUAUUUAUUUGAAAAUUUAAAAAAUCAGUUCGGUUCGAAAUUUUCCAUUCGCCACGCAUUACGCUUUAUAAAAUAUAAAGUGAAGUGAGUGCCUCCAUUGUACCUCAGGUCAUGGCAUGACGCUGAGAAUAUGAUGUUCAGUAAACAGCAUAAUCAAAAGAUUAAGCUUCAUCCACUAAAAGGGCUUUUGACAUCAACACUCGCUCACUUUCCUACAUUCAGGAAUUGCAAAUAUAUUAUUGCCGCAAAUUCCUUACCGCGCAUAAUCAUUGGUUACACUGGAGCCAGCAUGAAACAGCAUAAAAUAGAACUUGAAAUGCAUUUACAACCCUUAUAUUCGCUACGAUUUAUUACCUAAAGACGGCUUUGUGUAGUUAUUUACCAUACCGGCAACGCGGGUACCAGCUGAAAGCCCAGACUCGCAUGCUUCGCCGGUCUAGUAUCAUUAUCUAACGCAGCCGCAUGUGGUUCACCCAGCCCUUCCCAUGUGUUUUCUAGUACGCGCUCAUUCCGAAGUAGCUGAUGGAUUUCAGCCCAGAUAUUCAUAUUAACUUUCGGAUCACGCAUAAAAAGGUCUGCUGCGAAAAACAUUUUAUCCAAAUUCAUGAAUCCAUUUCCCCGGAAGAUAAACAAAGCAAAUAAGGCUUUGUGUGAAAAUUCUGCCAAACGACUGGCCUACUUACUGGCGUUUUGUUAAAAUCAUCUGUGAAAUUUAUACAAGGAACGAAUAAUUGACUAAGUCCAUAAGAACAAUGAAUUAAAAGUGCUGACAAGUUAACCGCCUUUUCAAACUUUGGUUUUUUUCAAAGUCUCAGUCGCAAAGGGCAGUUUUAACACUUUGUUUAAGAAAAUUGAUUUAAAAAACCUAGCCUAAAAAUUGUAAUAAAUUAAUGCCAGCAAGGGCCCUCUUUGCCUUCCUUCGUGCAACGUGCCUAUAAGCUAUUCACUUUAAUUGGCCUAAACUAUAACCGCCUAACAGGCACGCUUUACCGUCCCUUGCGGGCAGAGGUUGUCAGUUGUUUUUGUUUUCUGUUUCUAGUCGUAGUCGGAUUAAGUCGAGUUUUGCGGCACCAAACAAAGGCUUUCAUGAAAACUGGACGGAUGAGGAAGGCAUUUUUUAUGUCUCUGACCAGCGAACGACGUAAGUGUGCAGUUUUUGUCCAAUUGGCGAGUGUCUACUGGUGGUUAUCUGAACAGACUUUAUUUUUUGCCGCAUUAGGCUGCGGGAUUUCCAAUGUCCGGAACAGUCAUCUGUUAAAAUAGCGACAAGCCAAUUAAGAACGAUAGGAGUAUUAAUGUUAUUAUCUAAGGCACAUGGACGCAGUCAGAAUACAAUCGCCAUUCGGCUUAGCGAUUUGACUGUAGCACUUUCAAAACGAAAUACUGAAGCGCAUGGCACUAGUAUACGUACCUGGGUGUUACUCCAUACUUCGAAAACGCGUGAACCCUUCAAAAUCCUCUUAUUUUAUCCACUGUUUAAGCCCUUGCGCCCAAUAUAUGGUGAUACGCCUUAUUCAAUGGAAUGUUAACACAAAAAGAUUCGGGGGAAGUAAAUGAUUAAAUGUACAUUACGAUAAAGGCCAUUUUUCGUGCGAUCAAAAUAAAAUAACGGAUAAUGAUUUACAAGGACUUUACACGGCAGGCCAAGGGGCCUGCACUUUUAUGUGGCGUUGUUUAUCCAGAGCGGUUCUUGUUUGCGUUAUACCCUGCUCUUUGAACCAGCUUUUUGUUUUGCAUACGUAAUCCGGACUUAGAUCCACGGGGAAACUUCGAUGCAUGUGCAUUUUGCACUUUAAAAAACAGUAGUUAAAAUUUUAAAUCAUAUUCUCCAGAAUUGUACGCAGCAAAAAUUGAACUUUCAGUUAAAAAGAAAAUGUUCCUGUCUGUUUUAAAGUAUAAUAGAGAUUUUGGAGAUUUAUUUUACGAUGGCUAAACAAGGUGUUAGAUCUUAGCUGAUUUUUAAUCUUCUCUCGUAAAAUAAAGGACUCAUAGCAUUUUUUCAGAUUAUUAGACAGUCUGUGGUUUAAUAUACUCCUAGCAAAUUCAUCUUAAGUAAAGAUUAGUUUUUCAAGUUUUGCUUCGAUUUUAUUUUAAACGAAUGUUUAAAUAGGCAUUUAUACUCAAGAGAGCAUUAAAGAAUGCAACCGAGUCACUGAUCAUCCGAAAACCUUCAGCGCAAUCGCACAGAACACAGAGUUUACUUCGUAUGCCUAUAUGUCCUCAAUAUUUUUGUCAGCCUUUGAGAACCGACGUAAAUUUUAUUUCACGCUUCACGUCCAGUAUACAUGCUCAAUUGUGCUACGCUCUGUGACCUGGCAUGUAUAUCAUCUAAAAUUUUAGGAAAAUUUAGUAAAGAUAAUGAGGAAAUAAUUGAUAUAAUUUACUGCAUUUAAAAUUUCAUGUGGAUUACUUAAAUGAAUUGGUCUAAUGCAAUACAAAUGCCGAGUGUUUUAGGGACAUGGGAAGAAUCUAUUAUUGGCUGAAGUGUGAAAUAAGUGUCAAUUUAUAUCUAGUGCUGAAACUGCGCGCUUGAUACCGCGUUUGAUUUGCUGAUCACAAGUAUUGUCUUCGAAUGACGAACGUUGUUUUUAUUAAGCUCUUGUUGAUUCAACACGCAUUGGUUGGAUGCCGAACUAAAACACUCCAUAUCUCUCCCGUCAAAUUCAAGGAGAACUAGGGCUGAUAUUUACGAUAGAGCAGGUGUUAGGAUCAGGGCUAAGAGACAGGUUCGUUUCCUGAAAUUUUUUUAUAAAGAGAUCCCUAUUCCCUUGUAUUACCCAUACUUCAAGGCUGAUAUUUAAAUCUGUAGUCCUGUCCUAUUUCUUAUGCCCUAGAAUUUUUUAAAAGUCUAAAACACAAUUCCUACGAGGCAACCUGAACGAUACAGCCUUCGUAAAAAAAAAUUCCAGAAAAUUAUGCUUUCUAUAGUGAAGCAGAUUGUCGUAUAUUUGUCUAACUUUUACAAAUUUAUGGGCUGGAUUUCUGAGCUAAGAUGUUAUUCUUCCAGUUUAAGCGUGGAAAUGUUUAAGGCAUUCAGAUGGCAGGCACAAAAAGGGCAGUAAAAGGGUAAUGGGACAGUACGUACAGUAACUUCUUAGAUUCAUCUAAAAAGCACUGUCCAAAAACAAUGAUGAUCUGGUCCCUUCCGUCAACUAAAAGGUGAAAUCUUCAUGCCUUUGAUGCAUGUCUUUUCAUGCUCCCAUAUUCUUCUUACCGGUAAACCGGUCCGUUGUUAUAUUUUGCAUUUUUCUGUUAAAUAUGACCCAGAUUAUUCGAGCAGCAUGUAUGUAUGCAGUGGCGGAGACCGUUGGAUGCUCUCUGCUCGUGAUCGUGGGGUGUUUGCUGUAAAAGACUAUAAAUCACGUACUCCAGUGCCCACUAGGCCCAUGGGCCAUCUCCAGCGUCUAAAGACACAUAAGUAGAUUUGUUUCCCUGCGUUAAAUGAACACCUGUCAACCAUUACAAAUAUUUUAAACAAGAAUCCUCCUCCUGUUGUCACUUCGCAGUCCCAUACUUCGUCUUGACGGUAGCAACUUGGAGAUAAUAGUUCACGUUUCCGGAAAGUCGGCCCAAGAUUAUUCUGCUUUGCUCCCUGCUUAAUCCUAUUUCCCAUGUUAAUGUUAUCGUCUGCCAUGCACGUAUGUGAGACCAGUUAAUAAAAAACGGCCGAAUGAAUUUUUCUAGUACCAACAACUCGAGAAAUCAUGAGUUUUGGGCAGAAUUUUAAGGUUUCCUUAGUCCGGACCUUGCUAACAAAAUUUACCACGUGCUUGUAAAAGUUGCACAGAAGGGCCAUAAGCGUAUGCACUGCCGCUUUUAUAUUUUUUCGCAAAAAAAAUCUGCUUCUUGCACGUACCUUACUGUACUUGAUGACUGUCCAAUUGCCACUCCGAAUUCCACGCCAUCAAAUGUAUCAGCUAACAAUCCACCGCUUUCGAUUAACUGUUCUCCAAUCCUGGCUAGCCAAGCUCUGUGUACACCGGGCCUUCCAGGUUGCCCAAAUAGUGCACGAAACAUUGACAUGAAUAUCACUAUGACUGCUGCUGCUGCUGCUUUUUCUCUCCUAGGGAGCAUUGGAUGUGUCAGGAGAAGCAUCAACUGCGGCAAAAGGCUGAUCUGAGGCUUUCUGUUUCCUCAAGCUUUCAGUAUCAGCGCCACCAAUGGGAAAUCCGGUCGCAAUCUUUACUAAACCAGCUCUCAGCAGCCAGCGUGAUCAACCUGCGCGGGCUGCAUCUCUUGAAGUUGGUCGAGUGA
This is a messenger RNA of Spirometra erinaceieuropaei, 8048 nucleotides long. The record is from the annotation of a GenBank genome assembly. Lineage: Eukaryota; Metazoa; Platyhelminthes; Cestoda; Diphyllobothriidea; Diphyllobothriidae.